GUGUACAGCUGCUGCAAAUCGGGCGUGAGGGAGCAGACGUGAGGCGAGGAAGUGAAGCCUGCAGCUGUCGGGAGCGCAGGAUAAUCAUGGAUAAACCCGAGAACCCGCCGCUGUAGGCUCGAUCGGGCCGCUCCAGACCCGGAGGACAGGCAGGGACAAGUUUACACACCGCCGCUGCAAAGACCGAGACGGCGGAGGGCUUCCUCUGGUCCCUCCCUGCUGGAAGAAAUGUGGCUGAACCCGGAGGAAGUUCUGCUGAAAAACGCUCUGAAGCUCUGGAUAACCGAGAGGAGCAACGACUUUUUCGUCCUGCAGAGGAGGAGAGGACACGGGGAGCCGACGGGGAGGAUCACAGGUCUCCUGGUGGGAGCGCUGGACACAGUGCUGGACUCCAAUGCCAGGGUCACACCCUUCCGCAUCCUCCUCCAGGUUCCCGGCUCCCAGAUCAGCUGGGUAAUCGCCAGUGGAGCUGCCAUAGAGGAGGUGAACAAGCACUGGGACUGGCUGGUCCACAACCUGCUCCACUCUCUGUCUGUGUUUGAGAACAAGGAGGAUGUUGCCAGCUUUGUCAAAGGAAAAGUCAAGGGCCUUAUUGCGGAAGAGGUUCGGGGUCGCCAGGCCGCCCAGGAGGACGACCCGGAGAAAUUCAGGGAGGCACUCCUCAAGUUCGAGUUGCACUUUGGCCUCCCGUCGUCAGAGAAACUGGUGACGUACUACUCCUGCUGCUGCUGGAAGGGCCGGGUCCCUCGGCAGGGCUUUCUCUACCUCAGCAUCAACCACAUGGCCUUCUACUCCUUCCUGCUGGGGAAGGAAGUCAAGUUUGUGAUUCCCUGGGCGGAGUUGACACGGUUGGAGCGGGUCUCCACCGGUCUGAUGACAGAGGCGAUCCGGGUCAACACGCGGAAGCGGCAGAGGGAAUUCUCCAUGUUCCUGAACUUGAACGAGGCGUUCGGGGUCAUAGGUCAGCUGGCUGACAUUGCCCUCAGGCGACUGCUGGACAGCGAAGGCCUGGAGCUCGACCGAGUCCUGCAGCAGCCCACACGCAUCACCAAGAGGAUCCUAGAAGAACAGGCAAUAAGAGAGUAUGUCCUCGCUCUGUUUCGGCUCCCUCGUGGUGAAAAACUCCAUGAGGUGGCCUCCUGUUCGGUAUGGACACCACAUGCACGCUGCCAUAAAGCCGGGACACUCUACACCACUGACAGUUAUCUGUGUUUCUCCAGCCGAGAGGAAGGCAACUGCAUCCUGCUCAUACCCCUCUCAGAGGUGUUGUCCAUAGAGAAAGCAGAGAGCACCAGCCUGCUUCCCAACCCCGUCAUAGUGAGCGUUCGGACUAAGAAGGCCUUCCAGCUGAUCGAGCUGCAGGACAGAGACGAGCUGGUGGAAAACCUGAACUCCAGACUGCGAUCCCUGCAGUGGAAACAGUCCAUGUUCCGCAGCAGGAAAGAUGGCAAGAGGAGUAUGAGCUCCCCGACACCCUACUACACCUUCUACUAUGACACUGGGUUCUCUGAUGAAGAGGAGAUAGAGGAGCAGGUUCUGCGUAACACCGUCAACAGCGAGGCUCUGAUGACAGCCUUCCACCAAAACCAACCAGGAACCAACGGCAGCAAGAGCAUGGAGCAGGUGAAGGAGCGGCGGUGGGAGGAUCAUUUCACAGAGUUCGGUCGCGGCGUCCACAUGUUCCGCACCGAGAAGAUCCAAAGACUUGUUGCCAUGGGGAUACCAGAGUCACUGCGAGGGGAGCUGUGGAUGACUCUUUCGGAUGCCUCCUCAGAGCUAGAGUCCCACCAGGGCUACUACACCGGCCUGGUCCAGAAGUCAAUGGGUCACAGCAGCCUGGCCACAGAGGAGAUUGAGCGGGACCUUCACCGCUCUCUACCGGACCACCCCGCCUUUCAAAACCCCACCGGCAUUGCUGCACUGAGACGUGUCCUCACCGCCUACGCUCACCGCAACCCCAAGAUCGGAUACUGCCAGUCUAUGAACAUCCUGGCGUCGGUGCUGCUGCUCUACGCUAAAGAAGAAGAAGCUUUCUGGCUGCUGGUGGCUGUUUGUGAGAGGAUGCUGCCUGACUACUUCAACCGCAGGGUCAUAGGAGCUCAGGUGGACCAGUCGGUGUUCGAGGAGCUGAUCAGGGAGCGUUUGCCAGAACUGGCUGAACAAGUUCCGGACCUCACCGCCCUCUCCUCCGUCUCCCUCUCCUGGUUCCUCACCCUGUUCCUCAGCGUCCUGCCCUUCCACAGCGCCGUCUGCGUGGUUGACUGCUUCUUCUUCCAUGGGAUAAAAGCCAUCUUCCAGUUGGGCUUGGCGGCACUGGACGCCAAUGCUGCGCAGCUCUCUGCCAGCACAGACGAUGGACAGGCACUUAUGAUUCUCACAAGUUUUCUGGACCAGGUCGGAAGUGAAGCGUCGUCUUGUGUUCCAUCCUCGCAGCCCCCUGCAUUGGAGACCAGCAGUGACACAGAUAUUCCCGCUGUGCGACACACAAACAUCACCGACCUCAUUAAUGAGUCCUACGAGAAAUUCGGUGACCUGACGGUGAGGCAGAUCGAGAGGCUUCGCUGCCGACACAGAAUCCAAGUGCUGCAGGCUCACGAGGACACCACCAAAGAAAACGCUCUUAGAGUGGUGACUCCAGACGUUUCCAUCUCUGCAGAGAACCUGGCUGAUGUCUACGACCUCUUCAAGACGGAGCACUUCAUCAGUCUGUACUGGGGCGACAGCAGCUCUGCAGCGGCGGCGGAGGCGGCAGCGUGGCGUUACGGUGAAUCUGGCUCCUACAUGGAGCGGCAAUACCGGCUGGACCGGCCCCAGUUCAAGAGCCUGUUCGGGCUGCUGGUGCCGUGGCCCGGUGGCUCGAACCAGCACACCGACACGCUGGCCAACCGCUCCUUCACCCUGCUGGACCAGGACUGCAGCAAUCUGGUCACCUUUAAAGAGUUUGCCUUCUGGCUGGACACUUUGUACUGUGAAGAGCUGAACGAGAAGAUAAGGUUGCUGUACCGUCUGCACAUCCCACCAGCUCUGACAGAAAGUGAAGAUGACCCCUCUCUGAUGAAGAGCCCCCUGGUGUCCACAAACAGACCCCUCUAUGUGAAUCUACCCUCUGCUGCUCCAGAUGGUCAAGGUGAAGUGAAAGAUUACCAGGAGCAGCUGAAGCAGAUGCUGAAGGAUCUGGCCAGAGAGAAGGAGAAAGACGUGGAGAAGCCUCUGCCGCUCAUGAACCAGCGCGAGUUCAUCCAGUUCUGUAAAACGCUCUACAGCAUGUUCCACGGCGACCCAGAGGAGAACGACCUCUUCCAGGCCAUCGCUACAGUAACGAGUCUUGUGCUGCAGAUUGGCGAGGCUAGCCACCGUGGAAACAGGCCGGGGUCAGAGGUCACCAGCCAAGAGGAGGCAAGAGGAGCGGAGACUGCGAAGGAGACGGCUGAAGACGCCAGCAGAGGCGACGGGAGUCCGGCUGCAGAGAGCGAGUGGACAGUCAGCUAUGCUCAGAUCCUGGCGUCCCUGCUGACCGAACAGGCACUGGUGAACUUCUUUGAGAAGCCGGUGGAUCUGUCUGCCAAGAUCGCAGUGGCCAAGGAGAAGCAGUAUCACCAGCGGGCAGGUUUGCUCACUCUGCACCAAGGGACCAGGUGACUCUUACUGUGGACUCUUGAGGCUCGACACAAGCCGACCGUCUUACAAAGAAAACCACAAUAUCAGUAUCAUUCAACUCAAUGUGACAGCAGGAAGCUACAGAGCCUUAAAGUUAUCACUGACGUUUAUAUAUCAAUAGAAUAUGACUGUAGGCAUUUCAACCACACUGGCACGACUUAUUUUUUGUGACUCCCUGACCUACUUCGGCCUGUAACUGACAGAGUGGAGUUUUUUUUUCCCUAAAACAUUUUGAGCCAAGCUCUGAAUCUGAGCAGCAGACCAUGUAACAGCUGACUCACUGGUGUCAGCCAGCACCAUCAGUAGAGACGUGGUCGGCCUGAAGAAAUUCAAAUUAUUGCCUUCUUAUGUCACCAUGUGGAUGCCUGCAGUUAUACUGUGUUGUGGACAAAUAAUGUCCACUUUCUAAUAAGGCACCUUUUUAUAUUAGUAUUUAUAAGUUGUAACUAAUUACUUUAUUAAAGGUUAAUAAAUCAUUUACUAAGUUUUUAUAGACCAGUUAUAAGCAAUUGAUUUGGGUUUGCAGGGUGUGAAACAUCUCUGAUGAACCAUUCAUUGUCAUUAACAGUGUAAUAAAUAAUUGGUAACGGGUAUCUCGCUUUCUAAUAAGUCAAUAAGGUCUGUUAUUAUACAACAGACUAUUAUCUACAGUUAUAUAAGUAAGUCAUUAAUAAUCAGGGUUUUUUUUACUUUUAAUUGACAUUUCUCAUUGUAUAUUAAGCCAACAGCCAAAGUUAGUAAGUAACCCUAACCCUGUGAUUAGAAAUGUAAAAUAAAGUUGAUAAUAAAGGGUUUUAUAACAAGUCUUGAGAGGUCAAACAGUCCAUUGGAGCGAGUCAACUGAUGAACUAAAGAGCUAAAAAGACAAACAAGUCCUGAGAGAUGUUCACAACCUGACAACCCAAAAUGUCUUCCCAUUAAUGGCUUCUGACUUAUCUAUAAAGCGCACGUAAAUGAUAAAGCACUGAUCAUUUAGUUAAUUAUAACUUACAGUUUGAUAGCCUUUAUAAAGGCAAUGAUUGGAAAGUUGUACCAAUAAUCCUUUACGGUGCAGCAUUAAGGACAAGAAUGCAUUCAGUGUUCUUUUUUUAUUGAUUUUAUAACUUCUGUUUCUUUAAUAUUAAAUGUUCUCACCUGCACGCACCUCCAAAUGAAUAUAUUUUUAAACUUUUUCAAAUUACUGGAAAAUAAUCUACAGUGAUCUGAAACGGUUGCAGAAAGCAGAAAAAAGACAACAUGUUGGAAUCGUCCUUUGAAUAAAAGACAUUGAAUAUA
Dicentrarchus labrax (European seabass) is the source of this 4932-nucleotide messenger RNA. RefSeq names its product TBC1 domain family member 8. The record is from RefSeq and is a predicted model, not a curated record. Lineage: Eukaryota; Metazoa; Chordata; Actinopteri; Moronidae. The transcript is spliced from 20 exons. Gene Ontology annotation, molecular function: calcium ion binding. Bases 229 to 3639 code for a protein of 1136 amino acids.